AAGGGCGGGUUAAUAAUACCUCAAGUGCCUUUUUAAAUUUACAUAUUUGGUUUCUAGCCUUUAUCUUGUCAAAGGUGGUGUUACAUUCAUGUUGCAGUGAGAGGGGUAGUGGACUUUUGCUUGAGAUUUUGUUUAUUUAGGAGAAAUUAAGAUUUUAUAAAGUAAAUAAAAUCUACACAAAAUGAGUUUGUAUUUAGCUGUAAGUUGGUUAUUGGUUAACGAUUUGAAUAUUUUAGAACCAAAAAUGCAUAUGUCACAGAAACAAGCCAAAAAAAUCUUAUCCCAUUAUUUGUGCGGUUACAUAAUUCAGAAGACUCUUAUUAUACUUUCUUAAUAGGACUAACAUGAGAUGAGGUGAUGUCAGAAUAGGAGAUUUGUAGACCUCAUUCUUAAGUCUUCACAUCUAAAUUGGGAGAACUGAGCAGAUGGGCCUUCUCUACUUUUCCCUGUACACACCACUUACGUUAAUUAUUUAUUUGAAGCAGUUAAAAGACAUGAGCUGUAAAAUGUAGACAGCACCUGCAGGAUUAUUAAAACUCAAAAGGAGUCUUUCCCUCUGGUGGCUGUGGAAAUAAGAUGGGAAAACACUUAUAACUAGAAAAUACAACACGAUUAACAGGGACACACAGGGGAAUAUAAAGUGUAUAAUUAAACUACACUGACGCAUGGGUCACUUUCGAAUAAAAAACAGUGAUUUUCUCGGUGCAAAACUUUGCUUCUCCAUGCGCGCCUCUGGAUGUCAGCUCUGAGUAUCAGCUGGUGGUGCAUGUGGUCUCAUGUAAUCUGCUGUGCGCCCCCAACAGCAGCGCACAUCAGUCCGGCUGGAGGAGGACGCACUUGCUUUCUCACAGUGAUCACUUGGUUUCCUGUUAGUGAUACAGAUGUGUGGGCUUGCUACUUUAGUUGCAUGGGCGUGCGCAAAAUCGGGCGAUGAAUAACACAACCGGCUUGGAAGUGACAGGAGCAGGCAGCCGGGAUGAGUUACCGGCGUACCGAGCGUUAACGGGUUGCAUCCUGGCGCUGCUCAUCAUUUGGACUCUUCUCGGUAACUUCACGGUGUGCGUAGCCGUCUACCACUACAGGCACCUGCGCGCCAAAGUCACCAACAUCUUCAUCGUGUCCCUGGCUCUGUCGGACCUCCUAGUCGCCGUGCUGGUGAUGCCAUGGAAGGCUGUGGCGGAGGUGGCCGGAUUCUGGCCCUUUGGGGGGUUUUGUAAGACCUGGCUGGCCUGCGACAUCAUGUGCUCCACAGCCUCCAUCCUCAACCUGUGCGUUAUCAGUGUGGACCGAUACUGGGCCAUCUCCAGUCCUUUCCGCUACGAGAGGACCAUGGACAGGAAGGUGGCUUUUGUCAUGGUUGGGGUGACUUGGACAGUGUCGGUGGUGAUCUCUUUUGUCCCCGUGCAGCUGAACUGGCACCGGGCGGAGAUAGGUGACCCGGCCGGGGGGGGUUUGGCACAACAGGGUAAGAGUGUGGAUGGAAGCUGUGACUCCAGCCUGAGCCGCACAUACGCCAUCUCGUCCUCCCUCAUCAGCUUCUACAUCCCCGUUGCUAUCAUGAUCGUCACAUAUACUCGGAUUUAUCGGAUAGCCCAGAUGCAGAUCCGGAUGAUAUCUUCACUGGAGCGCGCAGCCGAGCACGCGCAGAGUUGUCGCUCUGAUGUACCUGAGUUGUUUCCUCACCUGCGCUCAGACCUCAGCCCCGCUUCAUAUCAGGCUCAUAUCAGUGUCCACUCCGCUUUUCAGGACACUGAUCAUUCACACCGAGAGCUGAAAGUCUCAAUCAGAAAAGAGACCAAAGUCCUAAAAACCCUGAGCAUCAUCAUGGGAGUGUUUGUUUGCUGUUGGCUGCCAUUCUUUGUGCUGAACUGCGCUCUGCCCUUCUGUCCUGGUCCCGGGGCCCACCGGGGUCCUCACUGUGUCAGCGAAAAAACUUUUGACGUCUUUGUCUGGAUCGGGUGGAGCAAUUCAUCCCUGAACCCUAUCAUUUAUGCGUUUAACGCGGACUUUAGAGAUGCCUUCCUGCGCCUUUUGCGGUGCCGCGGACGGGGAUGCUGGGCCGCCGUGAGCGCAGCGGUGGAGACGGUGAUGGCGGGCACCGGGUCCGGACACAUGAGGCAGGACAGCCCGCUCAACUCCAAGCUGGGCGUUUCUUUUGCCAUGCGCACCAGGGGAAGUGAAGACAGUGGGAACACCACGAUGACUGUGUUAUAUCAUAAAGGGACAACCUCUGAGCAGGUGACGGACACCGAGGAAACCCAGGACAAAGACAGACUGACACAGAUACCCAUCUGAUCCACAACAGACACCCAUCUGAUCCACAGGGUGCGGGGGCUCAUGGUGAGCGCAUCCUUAAUCCAAUCCAACAGGCCUGCAACAAAAAACAAAUGAGAAAUGCUCUGCACACUUAAUAUCACAAAGUCCUGCAGCCGUGGCAUGGAAAACCCAUCAAACUAGAAGUCACAUGGUGCCACGUUAACACCCAUUAUCCCAAAAACAAUUGCUAAAAAUAAUGUCCUAAAGAAAGAACAUUGUGUGCUUUUCAUGUGCAUAGUUAAAACGGGGAUAAUGGGUUUUAUUUUGUACGUAGGCUAUUAUGUGAUGUCCUAAUCGCUGGUGGAGUAGUCAGAUAUAGUUCUGCAGCAAAGCCUGCUGUGUGUUUACAUGAAUGUCUGAGAGAUAAAGAAUAAUUGUUUC
Messenger RNA from Sphaeramia orbicularis (orbiculate cardinalfish), 2697 nucleotides. Its product is annotated as D(1A) dopamine receptor-like. Gene Ontology annotation, biological process: positive regulation of MAPK cascade; adenylate cyclase-activating adrenergic receptor signaling pathway; G protein-coupled dopamine receptor signaling pathway. The coding region runs from base 931 to 2295 and encodes 454 amino acids. Gene Ontology annotation, molecular function: G protein-coupled receptor activity; dopamine neurotransmitter receptor activity, coupled via Gs. The record is from RefSeq and is a predicted model, not a curated record. Gene Ontology annotation, cellular component: plasma membrane. NCBI's taxonomy places the organism in Eukaryota, Metazoa, Chordata, Actinopteri, Kurtiformes, Apogonidae. The transcript has 2 exons.